Molecule: messenger RNA, 570 nt
Organism: Bufo bufo (common toad)
Lineage: Eukaryota; Metazoa; Chordata; Amphibia; Anura; Bufonidae
Product: ribonuclease H-like
Exons: 1
Coding region: 1-570 (189 amino acids)
Molecular function (GO): nucleic acid binding; RNA-DNA hybrid ribonuclease activity
Source: RefSeq, a predicted model, not a curated record
AUGAAACUCCUGACGGAGUAUUUUGUAGAUGGAAGCAGGUUCAUGGGAGAGGAUGGCCAGUUCCAUAAUGGAUAUGCAGUGGUCACACAGCACAAGGUAGGUACAGCUGAACAACUCCCACCUCGUAUAUCAGCACAAGAGGUGGAGUUGAAGGCACUCACUGAGGUGUGUAAAAUGGUCAAGGGAAAGAAGUUGAACAUCUACAUGGACUCAAGGUAUGCUUUUGGUAUUGCACAUGACUAUGGACCUAUUUGGCGGGCCAGGGGCUUCCUAACAUCUACAGGCCAGCCUAUAAAGAAUAAAGACUCUGUACUAGAACUUAUGAACUCUCUGUUACCAGAGGAAGUUGCCAUCAUCAAGGUCAAGGCACACACCAGGCACACCACGGUGGAGGCAAAAGGUAACGAUCGAGCUGACAAAGCGGCCAAACAAGCCGCACUACAGCCCGUAAAGACUGUCCCCACCCUGAAGCCUGAAGACGUGUCUGUAAGUAUGCUCCAGAAAAUGACUGAUCAAGCCCCUCCUGAGGAAGGAAAAAUAACUUUGGGCAAAGCACGGGGACAAGGUUGA